AUGUGCGGCAUAAAAAUCUGCUUGGGUAUGUACUUGUAUUAUAAUUCUUUACCGCGACCUCCCAACCUCGCUGGACUCAUCCACAAGCCAGCUCAUUUAGUAAGAAGAUAUGAUUUUGGGGCGCAAGCCCGUACUGGCAGGCAAAGGAAUCCUGGAUACAGGCCGCAGGCAGGGUCCGCAGCCCACCCCCUGCCAGCAAAAAUAGAGUUUAUCUGUAAUAGUGCGUGUCAGAUACCGGGGAUAUGUUGGGCUGCCAUAACUUUUGCUUUUGUAGAAGAUUUUGUUCCACCACCAGAUUAUGCUAUUACCGCGGCCGCAAUUGAAGUUGGGGAUGCCUGUACAAUUUCCUUGAUCACUAAGGAUGUCGUCGAAGAUAGUACAGCCGCUGUUCAUGAACUGAAUCUCUUUAGUGUUGAAGUCUGGGUCGGGAACGGCAGCUUCCUUCUUGUUCUCGGCUCCGAUUUGAGCCUGACUGGUGCUGAAGGUUCUCCGUAUAUAGAGGUUGCAUUGAAUAUAGCAAGCACUCUUGACUUGAGUUUUCCUAGUUCUGUUGGAGUGCUAGUCGCCAUUGCGGUGACUAUCGGUAAUAUUCUCCCUAUAACUUUUGGCUGGCUUGUCAGCGUUAGCGAUGUGGGCAAGACGAGCGAUAGGGAGAUGUUACUUCCAUAG
Molecule: messenger RNA, 669 nt
Organism: Hyaloscypha bicolor E
Lineage: Eukaryota; Fungi; Ascomycota; Leotiomycetes; Helotiales; Hyaloscyphaceae
Exons: 4
Coding region: 1-669 (222 amino acids)
Source: RefSeq, a predicted model, not a curated record